GCAGGAAGCGUGGUCGCGUACGGCGCUUUGCCUCUCUGGGAAAGAGGACUCUGUGUCCCAACCUCUGGGAGGACCUCUGGGGAAGCGGGUGGGGAACUUGUGGCGUGAGCUACUUGCAGCUGCUUUGCUGAUGCGGAGAAGCCCCCGUGGAAGCGGCGCUCGCCUUCUCCCCUCCCGGGAACCGAGAAGGAGCCGAAGCAGGGAAAGAAGCCUCGGCUGCGGCUUCUGGUCCCCGAUCCCCGACCGUGGCCGGAGCUGCUGAUGGUGGGGCAGCGGGAGCGAGCGGCGCUUCGGGAACAGCUCUCCCCUCCUUGGAUUCCCUUUGGCUUCUUCGCCUCUGCUGGACCCGGAGAGGAUUUUGCUCGCUUGGAAGCGGAACGUGGGAAAGGGCGGCCGGUGACUUGAGCAGGCUCGUCCGGAGCGUCUCGGAGAGAAGCGGACAGCUGUGACCGAAGGCGUCGGCAUCGGAGGGAGUUUUCCUCCCGUUGGGGCUGCGCUGAAGGCGGAGACCGAAUGGAGGCCCGGGGGUCUCCCCUUCAGGCGGGGAGCGGCCUCCCCGAGGGGCCCCGGAGCUCCGAGGCUGAGCGCUGGCGGUUCCGCAGCUGCCGCUCCCUGGAAGCCGAGGGGCCCCGGACGCUUUGCAGCCGCCUGCACGGGCUGUGCCGGGGGUGGCUGCGGCCCGAGCGGCGCAGCAAAGCCGAGAUGCUGGACCUGGUGGUGCUGGAGCAGCUGCUGGCCCUGCUGCCCCCGGAGCUGUCGGGCUGGCUGAGGGAGUGCGGGGCGGAGAGCUGCGCCCAGGCGGUGGCCCUGGCCGAAGGCUGCCUCCUCGGCCCACCAGCCGCCCCGGAGCCCGCAAAGGGGCGGCAGGUGAGGAAAGUAAACCGGUGGGACGCUGAGGCACAGGAGCCGUUCGCAAGAGAGAUCUCAGCAGAGCUCCAGGAAAAAGAUCAAUCCCGUCCUUCUCAACAGCUUCAUUUCAGGAGGAUCCAACUCGGUCCACCUUGCCAGGACUCUAAUCCCUUUGAGGAGGUGGCUGUGGACUUCACAGAGGAGGAGUGGGCACUGCUGGAUUCUAGCCAGAAGGCCUUGUGCAGGGAAGUCAUGCUGGAAGUUUCUAGGAAUAUGGCCACUCCGGGUGACAGGCUGGGGAAUGACAAUGAGAAACAGGUGAGGUCAAUGCCAAUGCAAACAGCAAACCUUCAAGUAGAAGAAGUGAUUUUUGACCAUCAACAGGAUGCAAAACCGCAAGAGAAAACCCCGUCAGAAGAUCAAGGGGAGAGGCCUUCCAUUUAUCUUCCUAUUAAAAUCCAUGGUUUCCUGAUGCAGCAAGACCAGAAAGAGAAGAGAAAGGGCAAAUAUAGCAAAAGAGAGAAAAAUGACUUUGAUUUAGCUGAAUAUGGGGGAAGCCAGAGCAAAGGAAAACAGUAUGGCUACAGACAGUAUGCAAAAUCCAUCAGUCGCUCUUUCUCUCUUUCUUUACCUAAGAAACUAUACAGGAAACACAAGCCGCAUCUAUCGGUAAAAUUUGGGAAGUGUUUCAGUCUGAGCAGAGACACGAAGCUCUGUAUGAAGUGUGGAAAGAACUUCAGUAGCAACAGUACACUUAAUCGUCAUCAGAGGAUCCACACAGGGGAGAAACCAUAUAAAUGCACGGAGUGUGGAAAAAGCUUUUCUCGAAACACCCAGUUUAUUCAUCACAAAAGGAUCCAUACAGGGGAAAGGCCAUAUAAAUGCCUGGAAUGUGGAAAGAGCUUUAUUGAGAACAGAGAUUUUACUCGGCACCAAAGGAUCCACACAGGAGAGAGACCAUAUAAAUGCAUAGAAUGUGGAAAGGGCUUCAUCGACAGCAGAGACCUUAGUCGCCACCAAAGGAUCCACAGAGAGGAGAGACCAUAUAAGUGCCCAGAGUGUGGAAAAAGCUUUAAUCACUAUAGAACCUUUACUCAUCAUGAAAGAAUGCACACUGGAGAGGCUCAAUAUAAAUGCAUAGAAUGUGGAAAGAGUUAUAAUAACUCUAGUAGUUUUACAAUUCAUAAAAGGAUCCAUGCAGGUGAGAAACCAUACAAAUGCUUAGAGUGUGGAAAGAGUUUUACCCGGAAAGGACAUCUUACUCGUCAUGAAAAGAUUCACACGGGGCAGAAACCUUUUAAGUGCAUAGAAUGUGGAAAGGGCUUCAGUACAAACUGCAAUCUGGCUCGCCAUCAGAAGACCCACACAGGUGAAAAAACAUAUAGUUGCAAGGAGUGUGGAAAGAGAUUCACUGAGAGUAGUGAUAUUGCUUCCCAUCAAAGGAUCCACACAGGGGAGAGACCAUAUAAAUGCCUGGAAUGUGGCAAGAGGUUUUUUGACAACAGUGACCUUACUCGACAUCAAAGGAUCCACACAGUGGAUAGACUGCAUAAAUGCUUGGAGUGUGGAAAAAGCUUCACUCAGAAAGGAAAACUUAAUUCUCACAAAAGGAUCCACAUAGGAGAGAGACCGUAUAAAUGCCUGGAGUGUGGAAAGAGCUUUAUUGACAAUUGUAACCUUACCUUCCACCAAAGGAUGCACACAGGGGAAAGACCGUAUAAAUGCGUGGAGUGUGGGAAAAGCUUUCGUCGGAAUACAGAACUCAUUCAUCAUAAGAGGAUCCACACUGGGGAGAGACCAUAUAAAUGCGCACAGUGUGGGAAGCAAUUUACUCAGAAAGGACAUCUUACCCAUCAUGAAAGAAUCCAUACAGGGGAGAAACCAUAUCAGUGUAUAACAUGUGGGAAGAGCUUUGCUCAGAAAGGACAACUGAAUUCUCAUGCGAGAAUCCACACAGGGGAGAGGCCAUAUAAAUGCUUAGAGUGUGGAAAAAGCUUUCAUUGGAGCACAGAACUUAUUCAUCAUGAAAGGAUCCAUACUGGGGAGAGACCCUACAAGUGCAUGGCGUGUGGAAAGCAAUUUACUCAGAAAGGUCAUCUUAUUACUCAUGAAAGAAUCCAUACAGGAAAGAAACCAUACAAAUGCUUAGAGUGUGGAAAGAGUUUUACCCGGAAAGGACAUCUUACUCGUCAUGAAAAGAUUCACACGGGGCAGAAACCUUUUAAGUGCAUAGAAUGUGGAAAGGGCUUCAGUACAAACUGCAAUCUGGCUCGCCAUCAGAAGACCCACACAGGUGAAAAAACAUAUAGUUGCAAGGAGUGUGGAAAGAGAUUCACUGAGAGUAGUGAUAUUGCUUCCCAUCAAAGGAUCCACACAGGGGAGAGACCAUAUAAAUGCCUGGAAUGUGGCAAGAGCUUCACUCAGAAAGGAAAACUUAAUUCUCACAAAAGGAUCCACAUAGGAGAGAGACCGUAUAAAUGCCUGGAGUGUGGAAAGAGCUUUAUUGACAAUUGUAACCUUACCUUCCACCAAAGGAUGCACACAGGGGAAAGACCGUAUAAAUGCGUGGAGUGUGGGAAAAGCUUUCGUCGGAAUACAGAACUCAUUCAUCAUAAGAGGAUCCACACUGGGGAGAGACCAUAUAAAUGCGCACAGUGUGGGAAGCAAUUUACUCAGAAAGGACAUCUUACCCAUCAUGAAAGAAUCCAUACAGGGGAGAAACCAUAUCAGUGUAUAACAUGUGGGAAGAGCUUUGCUCAGAAAGGACAACUGAAUUCUCAUGCGAGAAUCCACACAGGGGAGAGGCCAUAUAAAUGCUUAGAGUGUGGAAAAAGCUUUCAUUGGAGCACAGAACUUAUUCAUCAUGAAAGGAUCCAUACUGGGGAGAGACCCUACAAGUGCAUGGCGUGUGGAAAGCAAUUUACUCAGAAAGGUCAUCUUAUUACUCAUGAAAGAAUCCAUACAGGGGAGAGACCAUAUAAAUGCACAGAGUGUGGAAAAAGCUUUGCUCGGACAGGACAACUUAAUUCUCAUAAAAGGACCCACACAGAAGAGAUACCCUAUAAAUGCAUGUAGUGUCGAGAAAGCUACAACAGUUGCAAUACGUAGACUCAUGAAGGAAUCCAAAGUGGGGAAAAUCCAUAUAAAUUCAUGGAGUGUGGAAAGAGUGUUGCUUGGAAAAGAUAACUAAAUCUCAUAAAACUAUGCCUACAGAAGAAACCAUAAACAUCUAUGGAAUGAGCUUCAUUCAAAACAAUCAAAUUACCCAUCAUCAAAGAAUCCAGAAAUGAGAAGAAAGCUGCUUUUUGCAUAGAACGUGCAAAGUUCUUUUGUUUGAUCUGGAAGGCUGUUAUGGUCCUGUGAGGAUGCUCUGAUUUCCAAGGAGUGGACACAACACAGCACAGCAUUAGCAACUCUGUACAGCGUGCUUCAUUGUGUCACAUGCCUUCCCCAAAAACAGGCUAUUGCUCUUAACUCUACCCUUCUGGACCUUGCAAGCUGAGAUUGCCACACAAGUACAUCUUUAAUACUGAGUCCUUAACUGAAACAAAAAUUUCCAAGUCUGUAAAGUGGUACGCAACCUUUGCUUCCUUCCAAACAUUCUUGCAUUGAGGGGCAUUUGUUGCAUUUCUCUUGACCAAUUUCCAAGCCUUGCUUUUAAGCAGUGUUGCCAAGCUGAGUUGCUAAGUCAGCCUCCAGGCAGGAGUCCCACCAGAAUAUCCUGCUUGCUGGAGUUUGUGAUGCUGGCGGUUGAGGGAUUAUAUUUAUUUAUUUAUUUAUUAUUUAGAUUUUUAUACCGCCCUUCUCCCGAAGGACUCAGGGCGGUGUACAGCCAGAUUAAAAAACAGUACAAUAUACAAAUUAAAACAAAAAUUAAAAUAACAUAUUCUAUAAAUGGCCGAAAAUUUAAAACCGUCAAAUUUGACCCAUAAAAUUCAUAAAAUACCCCAAAUUAAAAUUAUUAAAAAUUAUUAAAAUUCAAAAGUUUAAAAAAGUAUUGCUUGUCGGUCACCAUACCUGCUGCACUAUCUUCUUGCUCAUAUCUCCUUUUCUCGUACAUCCCCACACAAGCUCUUUGCUCUUUCUCAGCCUUUGUUUCUGUAAACUUAAGGGCCUUGGUAGAGUGAGGCUGCUUCUGGAUUUUCACACAUUGUUGAAUACGCAAGCCGUGGCUCAAUUAGCCAAGCAACUGGAUCACCAGUGUCGAUCCUUAGAAGUAAACUGAGUUAGUGAAGGCAUGAGCCCAUCUCAGCUUUCUCGAGCUGUGCAGAGCUAUGGGGAAGAGGGGUGUCAUGACUGCAACUGUUUUUCCAAAGCACAUAUGGCAAUUGUAGCUUUGUUUCCUCAACAUCCAUGCAGGAGAAAAACUAUAAGCACCCGAAUAUAGAAAGAGCGGAAGGUAGAGCUGUGGCCUGACUAUUGAUGGGAUGACCCACACAGGAGUAUUGUCAUACAAACAUAUGGAUAAAUUACAUAGUGGGCAGUUCAAUGAAAGUUGUCUCAUUUAUUCUACAUUUUCUGCACAUAUUUCUCAAAGGUAUCCAAGACACUUCGGAGAAAAGGGUUAGGAAUUCAGGUUGGAAGAAUUUUCAUCUGCUUUUCUCCCCAUUGUAUUAUCUGCUUCCUUCCUUUCCAUGCAGUUCCUUCCCAGUGUUGUGACCUAGGCCCAAGUAGGUAGUAAGAAACUCAGUCCAUGAAAAAACAAACAAACUUUAUUCGAAAAGCUGAGAAUUACUUCAUUCCCAGCAUCAUUCAACUCAAAUUGAAACAAAUGCCUCCCAACACAAAUUCCUCAGUUCUGUCGCAAACCAAUUAGGCAAACUGCCAAAGGCCUUUCUUGGCAAAUGUUCAGAAGUCACAAAAAUAAAGACGUAGACAAAGCAGAAGCAGAAGACGCAGCUACCAACGUUGUUUUCUGGCCCAAACGCCCAAACGCUGGUGCUUGUCUGUUUUAAGUCUUAUGGGAGGGGCCAGUCAUCUCUUGGCCCUUCUCCCGAGUUGUCCUUUUUGCUUGAGCUGCCCUUGCCUUCUGGCAGCUCUUCUCAUGCGUGCAUUAGGAACAGGCUCCUCCUGUUCCUCUGCCUCACUACUAUCAGUCUCUGUAGGCUCUGGAGUCCACACCUCACUUCCCGAUGGCCCUGGCCUCACCUCAGCCUCAUCGCUGGCUGACUCCAUUGCCAGCUCCAUAGGACCAAAACACCCAGAUUUCUCAAUCCAUUUUGAAGGGGUUCCACAAUUUCCUGAACUAGAACAUACUCCCCAGAUGGGUUUGCGCAUUGGCUACCACAAAAUGUGGUUAGUAACAAGCUGAGAAAGUGAGUCUUUAGAAAGUAUACCUGGCUGUUUAAAUUUACUCUUUACAUUUACAUUGAAAAGUGAGCCUGAGAUUGGGAGGUAAAAGAGUUGCAAGAUGACUGGCAUAUAAAUUUGAUGAAUGAAUGAAUGAAUGAAUGAAUGAAUGAACGAAUGAACAUGUAUGUCUGAUGUAAAAAGAUAUGAUAGAUUUUUCCUGAACUCAUAGGAGGAAUUCUCUAGAGCUGAAUGUGUAACACUUUGGAUGGACAGAUCCUGUGCCUGGUAUCCUGUAGCAGGUCAGGUUACACUAAAAAUGAGUUCAGUUAACUUCCAGCACCUGACUAAUCUUAUCUAGAUAAGAUAAGAAGGAUCAGUUCUUGUUUGGGUCUGAAAAGGAGACCACUGGGAUUUGCAAGACUGAAGAUAUUGCUAUCUGAGGAGGACAGACUGAAGCUGAAGGCUGUAAAAGUCCAUCUUUGGCUCUGUAUUCUUUUCCUUAGACACAUUCCGAGCCUUAAUAUAGCUACUAAUUUAUCUGUAUCAUCUUUUUUUAUUGCUACCUAUGUUUAUAUUAUAACACGCAGCUAAAAGUAUUUAAUUGCUUGUUGAAUAAAUUAUUUCAGGUUUUAUUGCCUGAAAAUCUUUGUCUUUUAUGGGUGGGGCAAAACAAGGCUAGUUUGGGACAGUCAAAAAAUAUAUCAGACUGCAACAAUGACAAACUACUUCCGUGUUACUGCUGAGCAAAUACUGCUAUUUUGAACCAAGCUCUUCGAAUAACAAAACAACAGAGUUGGAAGGGACUUUGGGGGUCUUCUUGUCCAGCCCCCUCGCUCAGGCAGAUACCCCUGGCCUAUACCAUUUCAGACAAAUGGUUGCCCAAUCUCUUCUUACAAACCUCCUGUGUUGGAGCACCCACAACUUCUGGAGUUCACUCAUUGAUUGAUUGCUGUGUUAUCAAAGCCGUGCCAAUUCUUAGCAAGCACCAGGCAAAACCUCUUCAGGGUACACCAGGCCCUUCAGGACCCCUAGUGAUGCACUCAUUGCUGCUCCGAUGGGAUGCAUCUGUCUUGUUUCUGUUCCUCUCCUUCCUCCCAUCUUUGCUAGUUCUAUGGAUUCCUCAAUGGAGUCGGGUCUUCGCUCAAUGUUCUCUGUUUAUUUGUGACCCAUGUUUGAAAUCUCAGUUGAUUUCCUCUGUGAUCUAUUUGUGGGGAUCUUUUGAGUGACCAUGGUGUUUUCAAGAAUCAUCAUCUGGCUAGAAGGGACCUUUGAAGCCUUUUAGUCCAAUCCCCUGCCCAAGCUGUGAAAGUUCUCCAGCCUUGGCUGCACCAUCUGCUCCACUUCAUCUAUCUGCACUUCUAUCCACUUCUUUUGGGGAGUGCACACCGUACCCCUCUGUGCAUUUCCUCUACGGGAGAGGCGGCUCUAGAUGUCAGCUUUGGAAGCCAUUUCUCUGUCCAGAGCUAUGGAUACUAGAGGCAGUUUGGAAACCCUACUGAGGGAGGCUGCAGCUUUCCAUUGAAGAGUCUCUCCCAGGAGAAGGGGACAUGGAAGUCACUUGGGAGGUAAAUUUCAAAAAGGCAGCAUUCUUUAACCCGCCCGAGAGGAAGCCUUGCUGACUUUUGUGGACUUUCCUCAAAACAGGAAGAUACAAGAUUCCUGUUGUGUCUGCGCCCCCCGAGCCGGGGGCCCUGCCAGAAAGUGACUUGGAAAGUGAGGGGGAAGGGCCAUCUGGACUUACCUCAGGAGCACCGGCUUUCCUUGCUCAGCUCCAGGAGCCAGAGGCAGGCCAGGUGGAGGAGAUAACGAGGCCUCCAUCCCCUGACUCUUUCCUCCCCCAGGCCACGCUUUCAGACCCAGCUGAUGGCAAUCAGGCCUGGCUGGACCCUAGGUUUCGUAGGCAGGAGAUGCGGGAACAACAGAAGCAGGGGUGGGGCAGGCCUAGGAAGUGCUGAGUCAUGGAGCCACACCCCACAGGAUAUAAAACCAGCGAGGGCUGCUAUGCCUCUUCGUAGCAGGCAAAUCAACUGCUUAACUAAGAGCUGAAGUACUGUACUGGGUGACUCAUCAGCAUCAAGGGAGAUAACAGAGUCACUUGGCAGAUGCUCGCUAGUUUGCUGCCAGAGCUGAUAGUGCCGGCUAAUUAAGCCAUCGCUCGGACGGAGGCAAGGGGCGACAGAACAAUUCCCUUGGGAAGGGGCUCAGAGAAAAACAUUCUGUAACUUAGGUCAUCACACAAGGUUUAGAAAAACUUUUUUCUAGAUAUUUUCCCAUGUUUAAAUAGACCCUCAAAAAUAGAGAGGCUCUAUUCUCAGCCCUUUGAUGUGGGAAAUAUUGGGCUAUAGCAGGGGUCUGCAAACUUGGCUCUUUUAAGCAAAGCUGGCUGAGGAACUCUGGGAGUUGAAGUCCACAAGUCUUAAAAGAGCCAAGUUUGCAGACCCCUGGGCUAUAGUAAUGAAAUCCUGGAGCACAGGGGAGCUGCCAGAGGACUGGAAAAGAGCUGAUGUAGUUCCCAUCUUCAAAAAAGGAAAAAAAACAGAUCCAGGAAACUACAGACCUAUCAGUCUGACCUCAAUACCGGGGAAGAUUCUGGAAAAGAUAAUCAAGCAACGAAUCACCGAACACCUAGAAGCAAACAAAGUAAUAACCAAAAGCCAACAUGGGUUUGUCAAAAACAGAUCAUGCCAGACUAAUCUUAUCGCAUUCUUUGACAAAAUGACAAAAUUAGUAGACCAGAGGAAUGCUGUCGAUAUAAUUUACUUGGACUUCAGUAAAGCAUUUGAUAAAGUAGACCAUAACCUACUACUAGAUAAAGUAGAAAAAUGUGGGUUAGACAGCACCACCACCAGAUGGAUUCGUAAUUGGCUGACCAACCGCACUCAACGUGUAGUCCUCAACGGAACUACAUCCACAUGGAGGGAAGUAUGCAGUGGAGUACCCCAAGGCUCUGUUUUAGGCCCAGUACUCUUCAACAUCUUCAUCAAUGACUUGGACGAGGAGAUAGAUGGGGAACUCAUCAAAUUUGCAGAUGACACCAAGCUGGCAGGAAUAGCCAACACUCCAGAAGAUAGACUCAAGUUACAGAAAGAUCUUGACAGACUUGAACAUUGGGCGCUAUCUAACAAA
Messenger RNA from Ahaetulla prasina, 9267 nucleotides. RefSeq names its product zinc finger protein 585A-like. Gene Ontology annotation, biological process: regulation of DNA-templated transcription. Lineage: Eukaryota; Metazoa; Chordata; Lepidosauria; Squamata; Colubridae. The coding region runs from base 514 to 3924 and encodes 1136 amino acids. The transcript has 6 exons. The record is from RefSeq and is a predicted model, not a curated record.